GCAGAAUCGACGAUUUUUGUUUCCCUCGACUCUCAAUCAUAUCAGUAACCCUCCUGUCUUCUUCUUCUUCUUCGUUCCCCUCCUUUGAGGGUUUUUUUCUUUCGAUUUUCUACUUUCUUACUUUUUUUUUUCUUUUCAAUUUUCUUUUUCUCUUACCUUCUCUUCAAAUUUAAACCUAAAUUUCUCGGCUUCCACCGUUAAUACCUAUUUCUCUAUCGCUUCUUCGUCAUAUAUAUAUAUAUAUAUAUAUAUAUUUAGAGAGAAAGAGAGAGAGAGAGAGGAAGAUGCAGCAACAGAGGCUGAAGCAGCAACAGGCUUUGAUGCAGCAGCAAUCUCUCUACCAUCCAGGUCUCUUGGCCGCUCCUCAGAUAGAGCCUAUCUUGAGUGGAAAUCUGCCUCCUGGGUUUGACUCAAGCACUUGCCGCAGUGUGUAUGUUGGAAAUGUCCACCCACAGGUUACAGAACCACUUCUCCAGGAGGUGUUUUCAAGUACUGGUCCUAUUGAAGGGUGCAAACUCAUCCGAAAGGAGAAGUCAUCCUAUGGUUUUGUGGACUACUUUGACCGGAGUUCAGCUGCUCUUGCUAUCGUGACUCUCAAUGGGAGGCAUCUGUUUGGGCAGCCCAUUAAAGUUAACUGGGCAUAUGCUAGUACUCAGAGAGAGGACACAUCAGGUCAUUUCAACAUUUUUGUUGGCGAUCUUAGCCCUGAGGUUACAGAUGCUACAUUGUUUGCAUGCUUCUCUGUUUAUCCUAGUUGCUCAGAUGCAAGGGUCAUGUGGGAUCAGAAGACUGGGCGUUCAAGGGGUUUUGGGUUUGUUUCUUUCCGAAGUCAGCAGGAUGCUCAGAGUUCAAUAAAUGAUUUAAAUGGAAAGUGGCUUGGAAGCAGACAAAUCCGCUGCAACUGGGCAACAAAGGGUGCUGGCAUUAAUGAUGACAAACAGAAUUCCGAUGCCAAAAGUGUUGUGGAACUCACAAAUGGAACAUCAGAAGAUGGCCAAGAGAGGACCAAUGAGGAUGCUCCAGAGAAUAAUCCCCAGUAUACAACUGUUUAUGUUGGCAAUCUUGCUCCGGAGGUUGCUUCUGUUGAUCUCCACAGGCAUUUCCAUUCUCUUGGUGCUGGUGUUAUUGAAGAUGUCCGGGUACAGCGAGAUAAAGGUUUUGGUUUUGUAAGAUAUAGUACGCAUGCUGAAGCUGCUCGGGCUAUUCAGAUGGGAAAUGCUCGGAUUCUCUUUGGCAAGCCAAUUAAGUGCUCCUGGGGCAGCAAGCCCACUCCACCAGGAACCAGCUCUGCCCCAUUACCGCCGCCAACUGUUGCACAACUGCCAGGUUUUUCCGCUGCCGACCUUGCUGCCUAUGAAAGACAACUGGCACUUAGUAAAAUGGGUGCCCAAGCGCUGAUGCAUCCACAGGGUCAGCGAAUUGGUGGUGCUGGGGUUAGUCAGGCAAUCUAUGAUGGUGGGUAUCCAGGCAUUGCCACAACCCAGCAACCUAUGUACUAUCAGUAAUAAAUAAUUAUAUAGAUUUUCCUGUUAUAGCUCCUACAGGAUCGUAAACUUAAAACGAACGGAUGUAGGAUGCAUGAGCUUUACCUGACCCCUUUUUUCUUCUUCCCAUUUUUAUCCUUCCUUUAAUGACGGUUAGUUUGCCUGUGCCCCCUUGUGUACCUGCGGUGUGUAUGGAUAUGGUGCAUAUGUAUUAUCUGUGUUGGGGACUGCAACUCCACCGAACCUCAUUUAAAACCUCAUAUUUUGUGUGGAGUGAUUGAGUGACUUUGCUAGUUUGAACUUGGAACAGUAUUUUCUUCUGUAUUUUGUUCUCAAUCUUUGUUAGAUUGCUACUCUGUGGAGACCCGAAAAACAAAUGUGUUAAAAUGUGGUGGUUCUAUUUCUAUCAAUCAAGUCAAUUUGGGUUGUAGGUUGGUAGCUGCCCUAUGUUCCA
Diospyros lotus (date-plum) is the source of this 1938-nucleotide messenger RNA. RefSeq names its product oligouridylate-binding protein 1. Gene Ontology annotation, molecular function: mRNA binding. NCBI's taxonomy places the organism in Eukaryota, Viridiplantae, Streptophyta, Magnoliopsida, Ericales, Ebenaceae. Bases 285 to 1505 code for a protein of 406 amino acids. The record is from RefSeq and is a predicted model, not a curated record. The transcript is spliced from 12 exons. Gene Ontology annotation, cellular component: cytosol.